This is a messenger RNA of Maylandia zebra (zebra mbuna), 957 nucleotides long. Lineage: Eukaryota; Metazoa; Chordata; Actinopteri; Cichliformes; Cichlidae. The record is from RefSeq and is a predicted model, not a curated record.
AUGUCCAACAUUGACAUAUCUCAGGUGAAGAAUCCCUUUAAUGUUAUGUACCCGUGUACGUGUGGAUGUAAGCUGAACCUUGAGCUGCAGUCCUUGAGUCUUUUUGUCUGUCCCCUGUCAGACCUAUCAGAGGCCAUCCUGCAGUCAAUGCAGCGGAGCCGCCGCCUCCUCUUGGUUCUCAGCCCAAACUUCCUGGCAGAAAAGAGCUUCAGUCUCCUGGAGUGUCGUCUCGGUCUGUACCUCGAGAAUAGUCUCCGAGCCUCUAUUAUCGCUGUGGUUUACCGCUCAGUCAGCAAACUGGCCUGCGUGGAGGUCCCUCAGCUCCGUCAGGCCACCAUCACCACCGUCACAUGGCGAGGAACCCGAUCUGAACCGCGGCGCUCUCGCUUCUGGCUCAGGCUGAGGCUGGCACUGCCCGUCCGCCCACUCGCUCUGGGCAGGAGGUUGAUCGACAGCACAUCAUCGCACUCAGACCUGGCUGCCAUGGCCCUGCAGAGGGCUCAACGGAUCCAGAGCCAGAGCGACAGAACCAAUCAGGGCCACCGAAACGGGCGUACCAAUGUUAGCCGCAGAGACAGGCGGACGCGGCCCAGAGGGUACCUCAAGAGAGGGGUCAUAAAUAUGGAGGAGGGGCCACAGCACAGCAGGAGUUGCUCAGGGUGCGCUGGGUUUAUGGGCAAUGUAGAGGGGGCAGGGGUGGAGCUUACAGUAGAGACACAAACACAGCAGGAACCAUGCGAUAGGACAGAAGUUCGUUCAGACCCGGUCCCAGAAACACACCCCAACCCAGUUCCUAACUCCGCCCAUGAUGCUCACUGCUCUCCUAACCCCACCCUCAUACACCACCUAGAUUCUGACUCCGCCCUCACUAUCAGUCCGGAGAACAAAAUGGGGAAACACAACCAGCAGCAGGCGGUGAGCAGUUCAAGGACGUCUGAGGAAGUUCUUCCAUCGUAG